Molecule: messenger RNA, 4010 nt
Organism: Hippocampus comes (tiger tail seahorse)
Lineage: Eukaryota; Metazoa; Chordata; Actinopteri; Syngnathiformes; Syngnathidae
Product: probable G-protein coupled receptor 21
Exons: 1
Coding region: 579-1820 (413 amino acids)
Biological process (GO): G protein-coupled receptor signaling pathway
Cellular component (GO): plasma membrane
Molecular function (GO): dopamine neurotransmitter receptor activity, coupled via Gi/Go; G protein-coupled receptor activity
Source: RefSeq, a predicted model, not a curated record
GCGGAUAAAGAGCCCGCACACACGGAACUGUGGUGGAAAUAAGGUAAAGAAGAGGCAAGAGAGGAAGAGGAAAAGAACGAGAACCAGGAAGAGCUGGACUAAGCAUCGUUGAUGACUGCUUUGUUUCUUCAGCAUGUUGCACCGCGUUCAUUCUUCUCUGGAACCCGCGUUUGUGUUUCUGUGGACUCCAAAAAUAUAAGAGGGAUUCCUCGUUCUGACCCUUCCGCGGGAGAUGUUGGAGCCAUCUCUGCGAUUCGGGGUACCAAAGGCUUGGCGAGGACAAACCGGACUGGAUUUUUUUUCUUCUACAAAGACACACUUUUUGCCUGUGGAAAGCAGUAGAUACGUCUUAUGUUAUUUUGCCUGCUGCUGUUGUUUUUUUUUUAAAAUUCAAAACAGCGUGCAAUCAGUGGGCUCCCCUUCCAUCCCGCUUGGCAUUUGAAAUGAAGCGGCAGAUUAACUACGGAAUUGAAGCAUGGAGCAUUUGGUGUAGAAUGAAACUGUGCAGUUAGUUUCAAACGAGUCCAACGGUUCACCUUACCCUCGAAGGGCCCCCGAGAGACGUCCUCCUGCCCACGAUGAUGAAUUCCACCCUGGAUCCAUUGAACCUGAGCUCUGCUGACCUGCCGAACUUCACUGCUCCCUUUUGCCUGCUUGAGAUCAGCUAUUCCGAAAUCUUCACCACCUGCCUGCUCGAAGUCUCCAUUAUCCUUCUCCUCACCGUUCUGAUUAUUUCAGGCAACUUGGUGGUGAUUUUUGUUUUUCACUGCGCCCCUUUGCUGAGCCAGCACACCACCAGCGCUUUCAUCCAGACGAUGGCGUACGCCGAUUUGCUUGUGGGUGUCAGCUGCCUCUUCCCCUCCUUGUCCUUAUUGCAUCACCUCCAAGGUCUUGACCCCAAACUCACCUGCCAGGUGUUUGGAUACCUGGUGUCCGUUUUGAAGUCCGUCUCCAUGGCGUCGUUGGCAUGCGUGAGCGUGGACCGCUACAUCGCCAUCACGCAACCCCUGACCUACGCGGCCCUGGUGACACCGUGUCGGGUGCGCUGCUGCAUCAUUCUGAUUUGGUUGUACUCGGCACUGGUGUUUCUGCCGUCAUUCCUCGGUUGGGGGAAGCCCGGUUACCACGGCGACGUGGUGGAGUGGUGCGCUGUCAAGUGGAGGACCCAGCCGGCCUUCACCACCUUGAUUGUCGUGCUUCUCUAUGCGCCCGCCGCUCUCACGGUCUGCUUCACUUACGCCAACAUCUUCAAGAUCUGCCAGCAGCACACGCGGGAGAUCAGCGAACGUCAGGCGCGCUACCGACCCCAACCGCACCCAGAUCCGGCUUUGACAUCGGGAUCUUUGUCCAAGGACAGUGGCGAGCUGGACCAAAGGCAUUCUCCUGGCUUAUUCAAACCUCAGAAACACCACCAUCAACACCCGCAUUAUCAACAACCCUGUUCCACAUACCCGGAUAAACGGUAUGCCAUGGUACUGUUCCGCAUUACCAGCGUUUUCUACAUCCUCUGGUUGCCCUACAUCAUUUACUUUCUGUUGGAGAGCGGUGGACUCUACCAUCACCCGGCGGCGUCUUUCCUCACCACUUGGCUGGCCAUCAGUAACAGCUUCUGUAACUGCCUCAUCUACAGCCUCUCCAACUCCGCCUUCAGGAAGGGCCUCAAGCGUCUCUGCUCGUACUGCUUACAGCGCAGCGGCAGCGGCUUCGGCGUCAGGAAACCCAAAAAGGCUUUCAUCGGUUCUAUCGACCAGGGAUGUACUGUGGCAGGGUACGGAUCCGGCCACGGAGAGAUAGGAAUUGGCACAACGUGUCAUGUGUAGUGGCCUCGUCGGGGACAGCUUUGCGCCACGUUUGGCGUUUCAACGGCUCGGCUGAAGUGUCUCUCCUCUGCAAAAUGAAAUGUUGCCACGAAGAGAUGGAAGGAGGCGUGAUUGUGCCACUGCUUUUUCCAUCACAUUUGGAGGUUACACAGACGUCCUCUCUGCUCACGCCACGCCUGGCAGCUGGGGGGAGUCUGGCGUGAGCCGCUGAAGGAUAAACUGGGCUAAAUAGGCUUACAAGGUGUCAUUCGUCCAUGGGAGGGGACAGUCGUAAAAGUUGGAUGGGAUUGUUUCUUUUUUUGUUUUUCUUGUUGUUGUUAAGGCAACACAAUGCAAGGAUUGAGGAUUGUCAUGAAUGAAGCGUACGUCAGUUGAGAAAACGACGCGAAUGCAAACAGAACAUUACGUCGGAAGCAAGCUGAAGUCUUAAUAUAUGAACUACUUGGGAGGUGUUCUUGCCCUUCGCUGCACUUAGAAUAAGAGUUAUGUGUCAAGUUAGUGUAUGUUCAAAUCAGUGAAUGACACCGUCUGGCUGCGCGUAAUCCGUGAAGAAUAAACACAACAGAAACAAUGUCGAGGUAGACCGUAUGGCUUCUAUCAAUUUUCUAGCGGUUUCGACAAGAUACUCAGCCCUCGAUGGAAAUUCCUUGGGUUCAAAUGAAUGGCUUUGACUGUUUUCCAAACACUGCAGUAUUAUUAUUUUUUUUUUAAACUCCGUUCUCUUGUUGCAUGUAAUGCAGUUGACACUCCAAUUUUCUCUGCUGUAUGUUCAUUUCAUUGCUUGGCUAUUGUGUAACUCGGUGUAAGUGUCAAUCAAAACAAGAGAGCAGAUGUUUUUACACCAACUGUACGCUGAUAACCGGUACAUAAUUAUUAUCCCCACCCCGCUGUUAUCUGGUACAUCUUUUGCCUGCAAACACGUUACAUUUUGUGGUCAACUCCACAUCCCGAAUAUGAAGAACUGCCUUGUUCCAUCGAGCGCAGCGGUAGUUCGAUUCAGCAUUGUGAUCACUGUAAUGUACCUGUCCGUUUGCACAUAACCGUUGACCAUCACAGGACAACACACACACACACACACACACACACACACACACACACACACGCACACACACACACACACACACACACACACACACACACACACACACACAGAAAAAACAAAACAGAGAGGCCAUUCUCUCUGGUUCCAAAGUUCCCCUGAAAAGAGAGUGACCCCUGAGACCCGCACGUCUCUUGUGUGCAUGCGUGUAUUGUAUGUUUCCAUCAUCUCUUCAUCUGUGCUUUUCGGAACGUGCUGGAACGUCACAUUCAGCAAGCUGAAUAGAUCCGUUGUAAGAAUACAAAGCGCGGAAAAAGAUAACUUAGCUUUAUGUACAGUACCUUAUGUUGUAUACCAAAGAGAGUUGAUGUGUGCUUAAAAAUUUUUCAGUUGGUAACCGGUAUGGAGAUGAAAUAUUUGAGGCGGCGCUGCACUUUUGGUGAAGACCCGCAAAACUGUGAAGCGCCGUUUGAAGUCAUUCAUUCUUGCGUUGAAAUACAAAUUGAAGUGGGCUUGCGUUACUCUUCCGUUUCUAGAGGGCUGAGUUUUGUCGACACGCGACUGUUAGACAGGGUGCUGUCAAUUUUACGUGGGACCGUUUGUACUUUUCAACAGCUGACUUGUCAGGCUGGCAUGUUUUCAUGAUGUUGUUUUUUCUCGCACACCGGAGCGUCUGCAACUCGGUUCGGGUGUACUGGAACGCGACCAACGGCUGAACAAGACUGUUAAUUGAAGCGAGGGUGCUAACGCAGUUUUUUUUUUUUUCCGCCUGUCAUUGCUCGAGGAUAUUUGAAGUGUUUUUGUGGGUGUACAGUUUUGUAAUUAGGAUGACUUAAUUCAUGAUAGAUUCACGUGUUGUCUUACAAAAUGCUGUCAUUUGUGAAGCAGUGCCAAAUACAGUACGAUAAUCGCUCAUGUUGCUACCUUGUGUCGUCCACCGCGUUGUCAGUGUCAAGAAAUGGCAUAUUGAAUGUGUGCGUCGAUGUUAUUGUGAAGAUGGCUUCUGCCUCAUUUCUAACUGCAAUUGUAUUUAUUAUGAAAGUGCAUCUUUCCCUUGGCAGAUUUUAUUGAGGCGAUUCUACUGUAACUUGUUUUUUCUGGAUUGCAAUCUACUGAAGUGAUCAGAAUUUAUCAAGUUUUUUUUUCUCUUU